This is a messenger RNA of Triticum turgidum subsp. durum (durum wheat), 807 nucleotides long. NCBI's taxonomy places the organism in Eukaryota, Viridiplantae, Streptophyta, Magnoliopsida, Poales, Poaceae. The record is from the annotation of a GenBank genome assembly.
AUGGCUCCCAACUUCGGCCGGUCCAUCUCCUUCCCUCUUACCCCGGCGAGGUCAUUCUCAAAGCCGUUCUGCCACGUCCGCUCCGUCAGCCUCCCCGGCACCACUUCCUCCCACCCGCUCCUCGCCAACCUCCACGCCCACAUCGCCGCCGUCCGUUCCUGGAUCCAGGACACGGCCUCCCUCCAGGCCGGCCUCACCGCCAUCCACGCGCUCCACGCUGCACUCGCCGACCUCCUCCUCCUUCCUGAGUCUCACCGCGUCACUAGCAACGCCUGUGACCGCCUCCUCGACGCCUUCCUCCUCCUCACCGACGCGCACCAGGGCUUCCAGGAGUGCCUCAUGUCGCUCAGGCACGCGGCGGCCGAGUCCCGUGCUGCGCUCCGCAGAGGCGGUGCCACAAGGCUCGCAUCUACCGCCAGGUCCCAGCGUCGGGCUGAGAAGGUCCUCGCUCGCCUGGCCGCGUCCGUCUCCGCCGUCUCCUCCAAAUGCGCCCGCCUGAACCUCGUGGGCGAGGAUGCAGAGAUGGCCGGUGCGAUCAUGCAGGCAGCCGCUGCGAGCGCCGCGGCCCCCGUGGCCAUGUUCUCAGCUGCCACGUCAAUGUCGUCCCCGGCGUCAUCUUGCAAGAAGAGGUCCAUGUUUAUUCCCACGUUCGCCACCAGGAAGGUUGAGACAGCGGAGGCGGCAAUGGAGAGGAUGUACGCGCUGGAGCGGUGCUUUGACGAGUGCGACAAACCCUGCCACAUGGUGUUCCGGAGCGUGGUGCAGACCAGAGUUUCACUGCUCAACAUAAUGACCCCCACGAUCUAG